AGAUUGUCUUGAAGUAUGCUUUGAGAAAGAGAAGAAACAUUAAGCAAGAUAGGUGGGAUAAGACAAAAGUCUCAUAUGUGUGUGGCAUUGGUGGGAAGUGUAAAUGGUGGAUUUAUUGCUCCUAUGAUAUUGCAAGUCAGAAAUGGUUGUUGAAGACGAAGUAUAGGUAUCAUAGUUGCACUCCAGAUGGAAAAUGAAAGUUGUUGAAAAGUCCGGUGAUUGCAAGACUAUUUUUAGAUAAGGUGAGACAAAAAGCGGAUUUGAUGCCCGAGGAGAUUCAACAGAUUAUAAAGGAGAAGUGGAAAAUAGUCAGUACACAGAAUCAGUGCCAAAGAGGCAGACUUUUAGCUCUGAAAUGGCUUGAGAAAGAGUAUGAGGAGCAAUUUGCUCAUCUUCGAGGAUACGCACAGGAGAUCAUGGUGACAAAUCCGGGUUCGACAGCCAUUGUAGACACAUUUAAAAACAAAGCAGGGGAAGAUGUUUUCAACGGUUUUUAUGUCUGCUUUGGGGUUCUUCGGGACACUUGGAGAGGAUAUUGUAGGCCAAUUAUCGAACUUGAUGGUACUUUCUUGAAGAGAGCUGUGAAAGGGGUGUUGCUAACUGCUGUUGGACAUGAUACCAACAAUCAAAUCUACCCGAUUGCUUGGGCCGUUGUUCAAUCUGAGACAACUGAUAGUUGGUUAUGGUUUAUCAAGAAAAUAAAACAUGACUUAGUUCUGCAAGAUUGGAAUAGGUUUGUCAUCAUUUCAGAUAGAUCAAAGGGACUGAAAAGUGCCAUGGAGUCAGAGUUACCGAAUGCUGAGCAUAGAAAGUGUGUGAAACACAUUGCGGAGAAUGUGAAAAAGAAUCAUGCCAAGAAAGACUUGCUGAAACCGAGGAUAUGGGAUAUUGCUCGGAGCUAUACAAAGUCAGAAUUUGACUAUAAUGUCAAGAAGUUACAAGCAUACGAUUUGGCCUUGUACAAUGAUGUUAUGAAGGAGCUGCCGAAAACUUGGUCUCGACCUUUUUACAAGCUUAGAAGCUGCUGUGAAAACGUUGACAACAACGCGACAGAAUCCUUUAACUCCACUAUCACAAAAUCUAGAACAAAAUCAAUGGUCCCAAUGCUUGAGAUGAUAAGGAGGCAAGCAAUGGAACGCAUCGCCAAAAGACACAUCACAUCUAUGAAACAUGAAGGGGUCUGUUCAAAGUAUGUAGCUAAACUGCUUGCAGAGGAGAAGAAGAUCGCAGAUGAAUGUGUGACGACACCUGCAACCCGUGGAGUCUUUGAGGUCUCUGUUGACAAUGAUAGACAUAAUGUCAACACAAUAAGGCAUACAUGUUCAUGCGGAAAAUGGCAAAUAAGUGGAGUUCCGUGUGAACACGCUUAUGGAGCAAUGAUUGAUAAAGGUUUGAAAGUUGAUGAUUAUGUCUCAAACUUCUUCUCUACCAUGAUGUGGCAAUAUAUUUACAACACCAAUCUAGAACCUGUUAGAGGACCACGAGUAUGGAUGAAGUCGGGUUUAGGAUUGAUAGUUGCUCCUCCUGAGCCUGAUCAACCAGGUAGAAAGAAGAAGAAGAAGCAAAAGAAGUUUCCUAGAAUAAAAAGCAAAUUUGAAUCACCAAAAAAGAAGAAGAAGAAGAGGGAAGCGGAGAAGCUUGGAAGGGCUGGUCGGACAGUCCAUUGUGGUUCAUGCGGUGAGGCAGCCAUAACGCACUUGGUUGCAAAGUCCAUCCAAAGAAAAAGAUGAAGAAGACACACCAAACCGUGGAAGAGGGCACUUCUUCUCAUGUCCAUGAAGAAAUCAGACUUACACAACCUACUCAAUCUACUCAAGCUCAAGACUAGUGGAUUUCUGUUGCUUUUGUUGUUGUUGCUUUUGUUGCUCAACCUUUGACGUUUUACUAUGUUUCAACUUUCAAUCGUUUUCUUUGUUUUGUGACUUUUGUUGUAGUGCUCAA
This is a messenger RNA of Brassica oleracea var. oleracea, 1941 nucleotides long. RefSeq lists its product as uncharacterized. Bases 264 to 1730 code for a protein of 488 amino acids. The record is from RefSeq and is a predicted model, not a curated record. NCBI's taxonomy places the organism in Eukaryota, Viridiplantae, Streptophyta, Magnoliopsida, Brassicales, Brassicaceae. Gene Ontology annotation, molecular function: zinc ion binding. The transcript has 2 exons.